This is a messenger RNA of Solanum dulcamara, 1243 nucleotides long. RefSeq names its product senescence-specific cysteine protease SAG39-like. The transcript is spliced from 2 exons. Gene Ontology annotation, molecular function: cysteine-type endopeptidase activity. Gene Ontology annotation, cellular component: lysosome. NCBI's taxonomy places the organism in Eukaryota, Viridiplantae, Streptophyta, Magnoliopsida, Solanales, Solanaceae. Bases 50 to 1072 code for a protein of 340 amino acids. The record is from RefSeq and is a predicted model, not a curated record.
AAAAACAAUCUCAUACUUCACAAAUAUUAGAAUUUUAAGUGAUAAUAUAAUGGCUCUUAUGUUCAAUUUGAGGCUCAUUUUAGCUACUCUACUAGUGUUAGGGAUGUGGGCUUGUCUAGCCACAUCCCGAACUUUGUCCGAUGCAUCAAUUGUUGAAAAACACGAGCGAUGGAUGGCUAAACAUGGACGCGUAUACAAAGAUGAUAUAGAGAAGGCGGAGAGACUCAAGACGUUCAAACAAAAUCUUGAGUAUAUUGAAUCAGUGAAUAAGGCCGGGACACGGACUUAUAAAUUGGGCAUCAAUGAGUUUGCUGAUAUGACGAAUGAGGAAUUCCAAGCCACUCAUAAUGGAUACAGAAUGUCAUCUCACCAAAAUUUAAGUGCCACAUCUUUUCGAUACAAAGAUGUGGCAGUUCCAGAUAAAAUGAAUUGGAUUGAAAAAGGCGUUGUUACUGGGAUUAAACAACAAGGGCGAUGUGGAUGUUGUUGGGCAUUUUCCGCAGUGGCUGCAACGGAAGGAAUUAACAAGAUCACGACGGAUAAGUUGAUUUCAUUGUCCGAGCAAGAGUUGGUGGAUUGUGAUACGAGUUCAAAUCAGGGUUGUGAAGGAGGUUUGAUGAGUAAAGCUUUCGAGUUCAUUAUUAGAAACAACGGGCUUACUUCAGAAUCUAAUUACCCGUUUGAAGGAAUCGAUGACAUGUGUAAAAUUGGAGAUGAAACUAACAAUGUUGCCAAAAUCACUGGUUAUGAAAAUGUUCCUACCAACAGCGAAUCAGAUUUGCUCAAAGCUGUUGCUAACCAACCUGUAUCCGUCGCGAUUGAUGCUAGUGGUUCGGAUUUUAAAUCCUAUUCUAGUGGCGUGUUCACGGGAGAAUGUGGAACUGAAUUGAAUCAUGGUGUCACUGUUGUUGGUUACGGGGAAGAUUCAGACGAUGGUACUAAGUAUUGGCUCGUGAAGAACUCAUGGGGAACUAGUUGGGGCGAAAACGGAUACAUUAGAAUGCAAAGAGACAUUGAUGAUGAGGAAGGACUUUGUGGAAUCGCAAUGCAAGCUUCUUACCCAACCGCUUAAUUAAAAAUAUUUAAUUAAUGUGACAUGUACAACUUAAUUCAUCCAUCUCUAAUCGAUUAUUAUUUAUAUAUGUAAUAUUAUUAAUAUAUGCAAGCUGUAAUGCUAGAGAUUAUUCUACAAUGCGAAUGUCUUUGGUCUCUUUUUAAAUUGAGAGAUUUUCUAGUUCAAAUA